CAAGUUUCUCAAGUCUGCAGUACCGCGAUGUUCCCGAGUUUCCUGUCACUCGCAAACAGCUGCGGUGGACCCUUGCGAACAAUGUGGUAUCGAUAUCGUGGUGGUUUGGCAUGCCUCCGCCGCAGCCCGUUGCCUGACACGUACACUUUGGAUGGUCAGCGACAUCUGAGCAGGGCUCGUGCCCUGACACUUGUUGCAGGUGCCGCAGGAGCGGUAACUACCGCGGUGAAACAAAAGACGGAGUGUGAGUGCGAGUCCACCCUGUAUGCCAACAUGGGUUGCCCUUACGCGGUGCGCGCCAUGUUCGCACUGAAGCUCCGGCCAGCGAGUGGUGUUAGGAUAGAGAAUAUGCCAACCACAAAUCAGUUUGGCCUGAUGGACAAGUGGGGAAUCGCAAAAGGUGACGUGUUCGGGUUAUUUCGUGGUAAAUCUUUGGAUGAUCUACACAGAUACAAGGAGUGGUUCAAACGAGAGGUCAAUGCAUCUGGAGAGGUGCCUACACUGCUGCUGGACACUGGUGAUGUUGUCCGUGAAUCGGAGAUCGUCGCGGAGUACUUCGACGCUACGUCACCGUGCACGGCUCGUAAACUUGUCCCAAUUGAUCCGCUAGACGCCAGCAAGGUGAGGCUUGCGAUGAAGAUGGCCAACGCGCUGCCCGGUCCUAUGGUGGCACUGCUCAAGAACCAGGACCCUGCAAAGGAUGAAGAGAUUGCAAAGACGCUCAGCGCAGCGUUGAGCAAGUUUGCUGCCGUCUUGGAAGACAAAAGUGACUUCUGCGUUGGUGCGUCCUGCACACUCGCCGAUGUUCAUUCCGCUGUUUUCUUGCACCGCUUCGGAGUCGUCCUCAAGCAUUACCGUGGCUACGACAUGUUUCAGCAACAUCCCCGGCUACGACGUUUGCUGGACGCUGUGAUGGCAAUGCCAGAGUAUCUAGCUCUGCUAGAGGAGUAUGGUGUUACCGAUGCACGCUUCAUUGCAAUGUACGAGCUGUAUGCAAACAACGGUACGUGGUCGCAAGACGGCACGCGGUUGGCGGGGCGCGGCCGGUCAGAGUUCGGCAGGUGAGCAUGGCUACGAAGGCGGUCGUUUGCAGCCUGUGAUUGCCAGUUGUGGAGGCGAGUGCGCGUAGUUCUUGACGCCGAUUGUGUUGUGUGCGCUUGGAGCCAUCAUCGGUUGCUCGCAGGUCUCUCCCGGAAGUGUGCCACCCUGUGGCCCUGGGGGGGCGCGUAACGGUGGGGAA
This is a messenger RNA of Prorocentrum cordatum, 1240 nucleotides long. NCBI's taxonomy places the organism in Eukaryota, Dinophyceae, Prorocentrales, Prorocentraceae. The record is from the annotation of a GenBank genome assembly.